UACUAUUAGUUUGCUUUAUUACUAAUUCAAUUUGUAUAAGAUAUUUGUUAGAGUUUUAGACUUUCUAACUUAUCAAUAAUUAGUAAAUUUGUAAAUAUAUAGUAGUAUAAGAACAUGAAGGAAAAAAAAAAGGUCAAUAAUAGGUUAGGUUUAAAAUUAUGGCCGGAUUAGAAUCGGAUCGGAUUAAAAUCGGAUCAAUUUAAAUCGGGUCGGGUUAAUAUCAAUUCGGGUUAAAACAGAUCGGAUUAAAUCGGUUAUUUGUCGGGUCAUUUUCGGAUCGAGUUGAGUUCAAGUCGGGUCAAAUCGGUUCGGUUUGAGUUCAAGUCGAGUCAUAUCGGUUCGGGUUGAGUUCAAGUCAGGUUAAAUCGAUAUCGGGUUCAGUUUAGAUCGAGUUAGAUUCGAAUUCGGAUUAAGUUCAGGUCGGUUACAUAUCAGAUUUGGGUCCUGAAUUUCUCGGGUCAAAUCGGAUCAGUUACAGUUUGAAACGGAUAAUUUUUUUCGGACCAGUUCGGUUUUAACACCUCUAUAUAUGUACUUUGUAUAUAUGUAGUUUACUAGUUUUCUAACUAGUGUUUCUAGUAUCUGAAGUACGUUGUACCGAACACACAGUUCGGUGGAUAAACUACAUAUGGCUGGCUGGCAAUGAUACUAAUUCCACGAACAACACUUUCAAAGUCUCAAUCAAUUGACUUCGUCAAUAUUGCCUCACUUCAUCCAAUUAUGUAGCUCAUGAUCAUUAAAUAAACACUUCUCCUCUCUAGCUUACUGAAAAUCUGCGAACGACAAAGCUCACCUAAAUAUCUGUGAAGUUUCAAAAUUCAUGUCGAUGGCAACCGAGAAGAGUAUAAGGAGCUCACGGGACAUGAUCAAGUUCUUUCAUUCUUCUACUACUGGGAUUGCAGUGGCAUCAGUCACAUUCAUGAUUCUUUUACUUUUACUUCCUAUAGCUUCGGCAAAUCCCUCAGGCCGACAUCUUCUUCAAGCUACAAAAGAUUGCCCACUAGAUGUUCAGCACUGGAACUACACGAUCAUAACAAGCAGAUGCAAAGGACCCAAAUAUCCAGCCAACAUAUGUUGUGGGGCUUUCAAGGAAUUGGCAUGCCCUUACGCUCCAACCCUAAACGACGUUACCAACAAUUGUGCAACCACCUUAUUUAGUUACAUCAAUCUCUAUGGAAAAUACCCACCUGGCCUUUUUGCCAACGUUUGCCGUGACAGUAAGCGUGGCCUUGAGUGCACUGAUGCCCAGAUCUCCAUGUCCAGGUCCAAGUCCUCUUGCAGCACUGCCACAAUAAGUAUCUUCUUUCUUUCAAUUUUCUACUGGAUGCUCCUAUGAUUCUUGGUUCUUUUUUCUUUGACUUUGCAGUUAAUUUUCUUCCAAUCUAUAACCUUGAUAUGUAAUAUUAUGUAUACUAAUACAGUAACCAACUGGCAAAGACCAAAGUAUCAAUAGUACAACAAUUUAUACCA
This is a messenger RNA of Chenopodium quinoa (quinoa), 1470 nucleotides long. Its product is annotated as GPI-anchored protein LLG2-like. The transcript is spliced from 3 exons. The record is from RefSeq and is a predicted model, not a curated record. The coding region runs from base 821 to 1336 and encodes 171 amino acids. NCBI's taxonomy places the organism in Eukaryota, Viridiplantae, Streptophyta, Magnoliopsida, Caryophyllales, Amaranthaceae.